AUGAAAAAUGCAUAUGAAUGGAUGGCAAACGUUAGAGAGGACAUCGAUUUCAACAAUCCAAACAGCCCGAAUAUACAAAACCGGAUAUUGGAGAUAAAGGCGGAGGAAUGUCACAAAGGAAACAUUUCGGGUUGGUGUCCCGAGUUCUGGGACAAGAUACUAUGCUGGCCAUCAACCGCACCUGGGGAUCUCGCCAUUUUGCCCUGUCCGUCUUAUAUAGCCGGCUUUGAUAUUCAGGCGAACGCAUCCAGGCAGUGCAUGCAGGAUGGCCACUGGUUCCUGAACAAUGACACCCACACCACCUGGAGCAACUACAGCCAGUGUUACAGGGAAUCGUUGGUUACGCUUGUGAUGGAGCUACCAGGCGGUCAGGAGAACAACGACACUGUCAUCAAGAAAUUCAUUCCGAUAGUGAAGACUAUAUCGAAAGUUGGCUACACCGUUUCCUUCUUCACCUUGGUGGUUGCGUUUUUCAUUCUGGCGGUGAUCAAGAAAUUAAGAUGCCCCAGGAACAUGCUUCACAUGCACCUCUUUGCCUCGUUCAUGCUGAGGGCGUUCAUGGCCCUGAUGAAGGACAUCCUGUUCGUCUCUGGGAUCGCCCUGGCGUCGGACAUGAUGAUCAAGAAUGGAAAAACCUACUGGCUGGUGGACGAGAAGGAGAGUAGCUGGCUGUGCAAGGCGUUCACAAGCUUCUGGCAGUAUUUCAUCCUGGCCAAUUACUUCUGGAUACUGAUGGAAGGCCUCUACCUGCACAACCUGGUGUUCCUGGCGUUGUUCACCGACGUGAACUCGAGUAUAGCUGGUUACGUGUGCCUUGGAUGGGGCCUGCCAGCUAUAUUCGUCUCCUGUUGGAUCGUGGCAAGGGUGACCCUCGACAACAAGUACUGCUGGACCACACAUGAGAAUCCUUACCUAUUUCACCUCAUCAGAGUGCCUACAAUGCUGUCCAUUCUUAUUAACUUUGUGCUGUUCGUGAACAUAGUCCGGGUGCUGCUGUUGAAGCUGAAGUCAACAGUCUCGGAGGAGACGCAAAGAUACAAGAGAUGGGCAAAGAGCACUCUGGUCUUGGUACCGCUUUUCGGGGUCCAUUACACUGUCUUUCUGGGUAUGUCCUACAGUAUUGGUGUGAACGAGACUGUCGAGGUUGUGUGGCUGUUCUGUGACCAGUUGUUUGCCUCCUUUCAGGGUUUCUUCGUGGCUGUUCUAUACUGUUUCCUAAACGGGGAGGUCCGAACAGAGGUGUCCAGGGCGAUCAGAAGCCAGAGGCUGCCCCGUCUCCGUCCUAGAUGGAUGUCCAGACGGUCCACCCACUCGGGUAGCACUUGCAGCUGCAACGCCUCGAAGCUUGGCCAACGAUCCAAGCGGCCGCCGUGGUGGAAGGACCCCUGGCUAUGCUUCUACCACGACAGGACCGCUCGUCGGUCUACUCACUCGAUGGCGAGUACACAAGAUAUUGGUACGCGAGGAGGUAGUCUAGCGAGCAGCAGGGGUUACCUGGAGAUCACAGGAAAUGGACAGGCCCCGCAUACCGGUAACCAGGGCCAACAGAUCAGUCACACGUCACCCCUCUGCAGCCAAUACACGGAUCAGUCGUUGCUAUCUUUCUGCUCCAAUGUCUCUGAGGUCACACCCUGCACAGGGAUCAACACGGAUAGAGUCCGGGACGAACACCGCUGGAGCGAUUCAGAGUGCUGUCAUCUUGCCUAUGAAUUGCAUAACUUACACCAUGGGCCACCUUGA
Molecule: messenger RNA, 1740 nt
Organism: Dufourea novaeangliae
Lineage: Eukaryota; Metazoa; Arthropoda; Insecta; Hymenoptera; Halictidae
Product: vasoactive intestinal polypeptide receptor-like
Exons: 12
Coding region: 1-1740 (579 amino acids)
Biological process (GO): adenylate cyclase-modulating G protein-coupled receptor signaling pathway; cell surface receptor signaling pathway
Cellular component (GO): plasma membrane
Molecular function (GO): G protein-coupled peptide receptor activity; peptide hormone binding
Source: RefSeq, a predicted model, not a curated record